Molecule: messenger RNA, 3306 nt
Organism: Xiphias gladius (swordfish)
Lineage: Eukaryota; Metazoa; Chordata; Actinopteri; Istiophoriformes; Xiphiidae
Gene: apol
Product: apolipoprotein L
Exons: 4
Coding region: 615-2276 (553 amino acids)
Biological process (GO): lipid transport; lipoprotein metabolic process
Cellular component (GO): extracellular region; membrane
Molecular function (GO): lipid binding
Source: RefSeq, a predicted model, not a curated record
ACCGCUCUUGGGAAGCGCGUACAUGCCCAUCGACCCUAACGAUCCCGGACCGGGUCUUGCUCCGGUCCGGGCCAGCCGGUGUCGGCGGUCGGGCGGACAAAGUCGCGCAGCGUGUGACGAGUUGAGACUCCAACCCGAAGUCUUCGGAUCCGGGUCGUUCUCGUAAAGAUUCUUGUAAACGUGUUUUUAAACGUGACGCCGUGACCCCAGGUUGUGCAGCGGCCGAGGAGGAACGACGGCGCCUGAAGGCGGCAUCGGGAAAUAGGCGCUGCCGGGCAGAUCCUGGACCCUGGACCCUGGACUCUUUAAUGUCGCCACCAAACUUAGUUUCAGCCUCCUGUGCCAAAAAAGCAAAACAAAAAACCGCUGAGCCUGGGAUGGGUGAAGUGCAGGAAUGGGUGUGGUUCAAUUUUGCGUAUGUGGAGGGAAAACGAAAGCAAAAACACCAGUGUGUCCACGGUGGAGGUGGCCGUUGCGUUGUUACCAGCACGUCAAGUCCAGUUUUUGUUUUGUCUCUCAGUUUUAGUUUUUGUUUCUUAAUGUUUUUCUGCUUUUUUUAACAUCGGUGCGAGCAGGACGUCCCAGUGAGCAACCGAGCGCCGAGGGGAGGAAAAAUGUCCGCACAGAGAAAGGAACUGCAGGAGGCUUUGUGCCGCUACAUCAGAGAUACCCUCACCUACAUCGACACAGUGAGAGGCUUCUGUGAGAAUAACUCAAAAUGGGGGCUCAGGAGGGAGACGGAGAGGUUGAACAUGAUGGACAUCAAAGCGAGGGCUGACAAAACCCACCUGACGAUCAGCCACGUCACCCAGUCCGAGAACAGUGGUAAGGCCUUGUGGGAAUAUCUGAGAAACAUAGUGACCAAAGACAGGACGUGUGCAGAGCUGGGGAAGGAGCUGGACGCUGUGUUGAAGGACACUCUGGAAGGCCUGGAGAAGCUCGACUGCUUCCUGGAUGCGGUGGAGAAGCUGGCAGUCACCUCACCUCAAGUGUUCACGGAGAACCGCUUUUUACGUCUGCCCGAGGGGAUCAGCCUGGAGCACGUUCGGGUUGUCAUCACUGCUGCACGUCUGGUCUGCCCCCUCCUCCUCGAGUUUAAAAGAGAUGCAAAGGCCUUCUUCCUUCCCAGACUUCAGAAUCUGGAAGUGCUGCUGUAUCAGUUGGAAAAAUACAUAAACACCACCCAGCAAAUUUGCAGAAAGUUAGAGAAAAGCUCCGUCUGUGACUUUUGCCUGAAGAUGCCGAUGGAAACUCUGGUUGACCUUGAUGUGGAUUUGUCUGAAGAUGACAUAGAGAGGAUGCUUUAUCACAUUAAUCAGCUUGAUGGAAUCAGGAUGGACCAGUGCUUCCGGAUAGCGUUCUUGUUUCCAAAGGAAACGUGUUCUGGCUUCAUCAGUGAGUUCAACCAGCGACAGCCCAGGAUGCAGCAGUUCCUAAAAGACCUGGAGGAGAUUGCUGAACAACUCGACAAAAUGAGUAAAGGGGCAAAGAUCUCCAGUGUGGCAGGCAGCUCAGUAGGGGCGGUUGGUGGUGUGCUUUCCAUUGUGGGUUUGGCGUUAAUUCCUGUAACAGCAGGGGUGUCUCUAGCUCUGACAAUGACAGGGGUAGGGCUGGGAAUCACCAGCGGAGUCAACAGCGCCGUCACCACAGCCACAGAGAUCGGAGUAAACGUUACACAACAAAAGAAAGCCAGUGAAGUCUUCCAGAACUUCAUGGAGGAUGUGCAGAGUCUCCAGAAUUAUCUGGAGGAGGUGACCAGUCAAACAGUCACCAAAAUGGAAGCAAGUAAGAUUGAUGUGGCUGUGGGAGUGGGCAAGAUUCUUGGUAAAGUUGGUGGUCUUGGAAAAAGCAUUGAUUCAUUGGCUGAUUUCACAUCUGGUGUUAAGUUAUUGCAAAGUGAAGAGCUGAUUGGAAGUGUUGGUAAGGUGGUGGCCGAGGAAGGUAAAGCUUUACGUAAUGUGCCCAGGGUGGCCUCAGAUAUCCCAGAUAUUGGUCAGGCAGCAGUCAAAGGGCCUCUCGCCUUCUCUAAGACUGCCAGGGCAGGUUUCAUCACAGUCAAUGCUCUUUUCCUUGGCCUGGAUAUCUUCUUCAUCUGUAAAGACAGCAUCAGUCUGGCCAAAGGCAGCGAGACUGAUAUGUCAAAGAUCAUCAGAGCUAGAGCUGCACUUUGGAGCUCAGAGAUAGAUUCAUGGGAGAAGAUCCGCGACUCUUUGUGUGAAAGCCUGUUAACAUUAGAGGCAAAACGGGGUGUCCUGGAGACACCGUUUUAUCCGUGAAGUAGAUCCAGAUCCAGACACAGAGAAACGGAUGUAAAAACGUAAUCCGAUCGUGUGGGUGGAAAAUGAAAAGGAAAACACGUCCGUGUUUAGUAAACACACAGACAGCACUGCAUCCACGGCAAGUCUCACAAUGUGCCUUCUUGAUAACUCUGAUUAAAGUCAAUGAAUCACGAAUGAAAAUCCAAUCAUGCUGAUAAACUGUAAAUCACUGAUCAAACAUAAUUUAAGUCUCUCUUCAAGGAAUUCUUAACGUUUGUUUUCUCAGGACGGAUUUUUUGAGGCAGUUAACACUUACAUGUGCACUAUGCUUUUUCCUUGGCUGAAUUUAUACCGUUUGUAAUACGAAGCUUGUCUCAUACAUAAUGGAUUAUAUUCGUCAUUCAGUGAUUCAUUUUAUUACGAGUUAAGAGAAGAUUAGUCAGCAUUUGUUUUACCAUGUGAUAAAAUUAACUGUCCUAUAAAAAAUACAUGAUUCAGUGUGUUGUAUAAGAACUUGUUUGUUUUGUUUCAUUCAAUGUGGACUUUUGCUUCAGACAUUAUAAUCAGUUUUCCGACGUUGAGGUGUCCAUGGAGGCACCUGCUUUACCCUUCUUUUUUGGUAAUGCCUUCAUUUCACAAUAAAACCUAUUUUUUGCCCGGAGUCAAGGGGAGUGCUGCAUGUUAUCAAAAAGAGAACAAUUUCCUGGUUAGGAUAUAUCAGUGCUCUGGAUCUCGGGUUUGACGAAGCGCUUAGUCUACUGGUAAUGAUCGACAUCGCAGUUGGAAUGCGUUAAAUUGUGUCUGAGGUCACAUAGCUGAUACUUGUUGCACCCAAGUAGCUUUCAUUUAACCACUCCUUUGUACAAGUGAAGUCUCCUAUUACCUGGAGAGGCAGGGGGUAAACCACCAUUUCAGACUCUUAACACAUUUCAUUUUGCGUCAUUUGGUGGACUCAGACAUAAAUGAAAGAAUUCAAAGUAUCAGGUAGACGGUGAAUCCUAAUCUCAUUUAAAAGUCUUUACAACGAAGUCUAGGCCACCCAAAGACC